AUGGUGCAACCGGCUGUAGACGGCCUCGACACGCCGCGCACCAACGUGGGGGACGCGACAUACCUAAACCGCCAGCCCGACUUCGAUAUUUCGCAAGAACUCUCCUUCCAAACCCCCUCUAAAGACGCGAAUCUCCUGCAACAAAUGCGAAAUGGCGGCCGUCCCAGCCUCAAAACCCCGCGGGGCAGCCGCGCUCCCUUUAACGACCGACGAAACCUCCCCACCGGCUUGGGUGGCCCCGAGUUCACCCCCCUUCUCAAAUCCGCAACUAGGAAUAGCGUCCGGCGGUUUGGAGUUGGCAAGGAAAACGGCCGCGCCACGCCAGGCUUCCUCUCUAAGAUCGACGAGUCCAUGACCCCCAUACCCGCAGGCGAGAUCAGCAUGUUUGGCGCCUCACACAACACAUCGUCGUUUCUCGGUAGCACGCCAUUACCCGAGGUGGACACCAGCAGCGUUGCGUCGACACCGCUGGUUAUGAAGAGGCGUGAGGGCAAGGGCCCGCUAGAGGACGGGAAUCAGCUAUCGCUGCGUGAGCAAGAAAAUGUGAUCGACAAGAUUGAGAAGGAGAAUUUUGGCUUGAAGCUGAAAAUCCAUUUUCUGGAAGAGGCGCUACGGAAAGCUGGGCCCGGGUUCAGCGAGGCCGCUCUGAAGGAGAACACUGAGCUGAAAGUCGACAAGGUGACCAUGCAGCGCGAGCUACAGCGGUACAAGAAGCAUCUGACUUCGGCCGAGAAAGACCUCGAGUCCUACCGACACCAGAUGCUUGAACUGCAAGAGAAGGCCAAGAAGAAGUACGCCGACGAGAACCAGCGCGCUGAGAUCGAACGGUUACGUCAGCAACUCGAAGAAAAGGACGCCGAGAUCGAUAACCUACAGCAACAACUGGACGAUCGGGGCGACGAGAACGACAAGGUAGAGAAGCUUCGCGACGAGAUUGGGGAUCUGGAGGCGGACCUACGGCGAAAGGAUGAUGUCAUUACACAACACGAAGACGAAAUCGAGGAGCUUCGGGAAAAAGUGGAUGAUGCGGAGGACCAGCUGAAGGAUACCCAAAGACGCAUGGUGGAACUCGAAGAGAAGGCCCAGGACGGUGACCGUCUCCAGGAGGCCAGGGACACGAUCGAGGACUUGGAGGCCAACGUACGGCGGUUCGAGCAGCAAGUCCAGGAGAUGCGGGAGAAGUUGGAGAACGCCAAUGCGGAGAAGGACCGUGCCGAGGAAGAUUUGGAGGAACUCCAGGAAGAGAUGGCCAAUAAAUCGGUCGUAACCAAAGGUCUCUCUCGCCAGGUGGAGGAAAAGGUGGCCCGCCUACAACUGGAGGCCGACAAGGCGCGUGAGGCCUGCGCAUCGCUCGAGGAGGUCCGCUCGGCCCAGCAAAAAGAAAUGGACGGGCUGCGGGCAAAGCUCAAGGACGCCCGCGAGGAGCGCGACUCUGCGGAACGUAUCCGUCUCUCUCUCGAGGCCAGGGCUGAUGAGGAUCAGGGUUCCUGGCGGAGAGAGGUAGAGGAAAGCCGACGUCAACUCAAGGAAGCCAGACUGGAACGCGACGCCGCUGAGCACAACCGGUUAACGUUGCAAUCCAAGUUGGAACAAGCCCAAGCUGAUCUCAACUUGCGCAACGACGAGAAGGCGCUUCUUCAAACCCGACAUGAUGCGCUGACUAGCGAAUCGACCUCUCUGCAACGUGAAGUCUCCAAACUCAAGCACUCUAUUGCUGAGCUUGAGGGCAACUUGGAGCAGGAACGCCAGCAUGCCUUGACCAUCGAGCAGGAUAUUCGCAGUCAGUUCCGCGCUGAGAUUGACCGGCUAAACGACGAGGUUUCGGAUCUUCAGGCCGAGUGUCGCGAGCGAGACAACUUGUACGAUAACGACAGUGAAAAAUGGGAGUCGGAGCGCAAUAACCUUGUAUCGGAACGAGACCGCGCUGAAGAACGGGCCGCCGGUCUUCAACGGACAAUCGACAAGCUGCGCGACACCGAAGGAGCCUUGUCCAGUAAAGAGUCCAAACUUCAGGAUGCCCUCCAAAGCGAAGCGGAACGGCACAAGAAGGACCAGUCAAUGCUCCGCGCACAAAUCGACCGGCUCCAGUUGGAUUUGAGCUCACGGCAAGGCAUGUUGGAGGAUCUCCGCAACGAGGUGUCGUCGGUGCGAGACGAGCUCCGCCAGACCCAGUUGGAAUAUGAGGCGCAGCGGGACAAGGUCCAAUCGCUGGAGGACGAGGUCGAGAUCUUGCAGGCCACGAUCGACGAGGAGUCGGAGAAGGCCCGAUCCGAGCUCGACCGCGCUCAACAGGAGUGCGAUCGCUUGCGACAACAGCUCUCGUCGGUUCGGGCCACUGCGGACUCGGCCCGCGCCUCGUCGACGGCUUCGCGGGAAUCCGCCAGGCAAACGGACGAGACCGUCGCGCGACUGCGGUCCCAGCUUGCGGAGGCUACAGAGAAGGUGACCAAGCUCACCGAGGAGCGUCGGGGACUCCAAGACCGAUCCUCGGACCUGAGCACCGAGCUGCGUUCCGUUCGCGUGUCGCUAGAGGCGAUCAAGGCUGAACGCAACCAGUUAGAGGCCGAGAUUGAUCGGUUGAAUGACCAGGGCGGGGAUACGUUCAAAGACGACCAGGAACGGUUGGACCUGCGAGUCGCCAAGACCAAGCUCGAGACGGAGCUCCGCCGGCUGAAGGAGGAAAAUAAGUCGUUGGCUGCGAGACGACGGGAAGUAGAGGAGUCGUUGGAGAAGGAGAUUGGGAAGGCCGCUGCCGAGGAGGACCGCCUGAGCGACGAGAUUCGUGAAUUGCAGACAAGGCUGCGUGACUCUUCUUCGGACAACGCUGAGCACCUAGCUCUCCGCCGUACCAUUCGUGAACUCGAACGCCGCGUCGAGGAGUACGAGACACAGCUAGCUGCAUCGCAGAACCCCCUCAAUGGCGGCGACGGCAACAGCGAGCUCUCGCUUCUCCAACGUGAGCUGUCCACUGCGCGGAAGAAGGAAAUCGACCAGCUCAAGCAUGACGCCUCGCAGAAAGACACCAUCAAAGCUCUCAAACGGCAGAUCUCGGACCUUGAACGCAAGGCCCACGAGGCUGCCCUAGAUCGCUUCGGGAGCUCCCCAUCGUCCCAUUACGGUUCAGCGCAAAAGGCUGAGAUUUCCGAGCUCCGCCACCAGCUUUCUGCCGCUAAACAGUCCGUCCACGACAUGAAACGGUCUCUGCGUGAAGCCGAGCGUAAGGCUUCCGCUUCGGAACAGGAGCUUCAAAAACACCUCGACGAAUUCGAAGACGAGAAGCUCGUGCUAGAACAAGCCUUGGAGGACGCCGAGACCGCCGCUGAGGAGUCCGCUGUGGCCCACGAGGAGACCCUCAAGAAAUACAAGCAAAAGCUUGAAAAGUACCGCCGCGAGCGCGACGAACUAGCCGCUGCAGUGCGCGACACCCAACGCAACGGCAACCACCACAGUGCCAACAGUAGUGUCACCGAGAUGCCGCUCGAAGAGCGCCGCGACCUACACCAGAUGUUACGCGAGUCGCAGCUCACUGCUGACAAGCUAGAUCGCGAGCUGCGCGACCACCGCGAGGCCCUCGAGGAGCUGGUCGGCGUCGAGACGACACUACGCAAGAAGCUAGAGCGAGCCCGCAGCGAACGGGCUGCGUACCGUGCGAGUGCCGAGAAGCUGCACAAGGACUUCAAGAGACUCAAGACGGAGAAGGAUAGGGCGGUGGCCGAAGCGGCCGAGGCUGCGGCUGCGAACGAGGAGCGGGCUCUUGUGGUGCGCGCAUCCAAGAUGAGCAAGAGUGGGGGACAUGGUGUCGACACAGACGCCAUCAUCCGGGCGGCCGAGGCAGCGGAGAAGAGGCACGAAAAGGAGAUUCGUGGAAUGGUGAUGCAGAUGGAGUGGCUCAAGGCGUGCUGGGACCGCGAGGCCAAGCUGCGCAGCGAUGCGGCGUAUGCCAAGCAGUAUCUGAUGAUGCAGCUCCAGGUGCGGGAUGCAUGCAACAAAGCCGACCUAGCCAUCAUCAACCGCAUCCGCGCCGAAAUCAAACCACCAUCCUCCCGUUCCCCCUCCUCCUCCGCCAUCACCCAACACAACCACUACCCUCUUCGCCAACAACAAAAACAACUCCAACUCGAACCCGCACAACCCACUUCCCCCUCCCCAACCGCGAAAAACCAACUCGUCCCUUACUCCUCCUCGUCACAACAACAAAAGAACCGAAGAACCGCCAAAGCAAACUGGCAUCUUGCCCUGACUACUGCACGGUGUAUUUCGCGUAUGCGGAUAGGUGCGCGUGCGUGGGCAAGACACGAUCGCACGCGCCAGCGGUUGGCGGAUUGUUUUGAGGGGAUGCAGAGGGAGGAGAGGAUUAGGCGGAUGAGAGACGUUUGGCGGGGGGAGGUUGCUAGGAAGGUUGGGAGUGGGAGUGGGAGUGGGAGUAGGGGGGGUAGUAGCGGGAGUGAAAGUGGGAAUAGGAUCAGAGGGAAGAAGGAAGUGGGGGAUGUUGAUGGGUUGGGGUGUUGA
This is a messenger RNA of Dichotomopilus funicola, 4509 nucleotides long. RefSeq lists its product as uncharacterized. Bases 1 to 4509 code for a protein of 1502 amino acids. NCBI's taxonomy places the organism in Eukaryota, Fungi, Ascomycota, Sordariomycetes, Sordariales, Chaetomiaceae. Gene Ontology annotation, cellular component: microtubule organizing center. The record is from RefSeq and is a predicted model, not a curated record. The transcript has 2 exons.